AAAUUCAUAUCUUCGGUCCUGUCCUUGUUGCUAACCGCUCAUAGCAACGUUGUUCUACAGUAGUAAAAACUAACAAGCGUGAGUGUCCAUCGUUCAUUUGUGCAAGUGUCGAUCGGAGUAAAAGAGCAGAAUGAGUCAACGACAAGUGUUACAAGUGUUUGAACAGUACCAGAAGAGUCGGACACAAUUUGUCCAGACAGUUGCUGAACUUGCCUCAAGACCACAAAACAUCGAGACACUCCAGAAUGCCGGAGUUAUGUCGCUUCUACGUCCUCUGCUCCUGGAUAUAGUGCCAACUAUUCAGCAGACAGCGGCUCUGGCUCUCGGACGUCUGGCAAAUUAUAACGAUGACCUAGCUGAAGCAGUAGUGAAAGGAGAUAUCUUACCUCAGCUUGUCUACUCACUGGCUGAACAAAAUCGUUUCUACAAGAAGGCUGCAGCUUUUGUGCUUCGAGCUGUUGCCAAACACUCCCCUCAGCUGGCCCAGUCUGUGGUAGACUGCGGGGCUCUCGAUGCUCUGGUCAUCUGUCUGGAGGAGUUUGACCCCGGGGUGAAGGAGUCUGCAGCAUGGGCUCUUGGCUACAUUGCCAGACACAAUGGAGAGCUAGCCCAGGCUGUGGUUGAUGCUGGUGCAGUGCCGCUGUUGGUGUUGUGCAUCCAGGAACCAGAGCUGUCCCUGAAGAGAAUAGCUGCUUCAGCUCUCAGUGAUAUCUGCAAACAUUCACCAGAGCUGGCCCAGACCGUGGUUGAUGCUGGUGCUAUUGCUCAUCUUGCACAGAUGAUCCUCAACCCUGAUGCAAAACUCAAGCGUCAAGUGUUUUCAGCACUGAGCCAGAUUGCCAAACACUCUGUGGACUUAGCAGAGAUGGUGGUAGAGGCAGAGAUAUUCCCGGCAGUCCUCACUUGUCUCAAAGACCAAGAUGAAUAUGUCAAGAAGAAUGUUGCUACACUCAUCAGAGAGAUCGCCAAACACACACCAGAGCUGUCGCAGCUGAUUGUCAACGCUGGUGGAGUGGCAGCUGUUGUAGACUACGUCGGGGAAUCCAAGGGGAAUGUGAGACUGCCUGGAAUCAUGAUGCUUGGAUACGUUGCAGCUCACUCCGAAAACCUGGCCAUGGCAGUCAUUGUAUCAAAGGGAGUAGUACAGUUGGCCAUCUCGCUGGCCGAGGAACGGGAUGACCAUAUCCAGGCUGCUGGAGCGUGGGCACUUGGACAGAUUGGACGACACACACCGGAACAUGCUAAGGCAGUGGCAGUGGCUAAUGUGCUUCCUAAACUACUUCAUUGCUAUCUCCGUGCUGAUGCAUCAGAAGACCUCCAGACAAAGAGCAAGAAAGCCCUGAAGAACAUCCUACAGAAGUGUGUCCACCUGCCUGCCCUGGAACCCCUCCUCCAUGAUGCUCCUCCCAAUAUCCUCAAGCAUGUUGUUGGUCAGUUCAGCAAAGUCCUGCCCCAUGACUCUAAGGCCCGCAGAUUAUUUGUCACUAGUGGAGGUUUGAAGAAGAUCCAGGAAAUCAAGACAGAACCUGGCUCAGCUCUGGCAGAAUAUGUCAAUACAAUCAACAACUGCUACCCAGAAGAAAUUGUCAAAUACUACUCCCCUGGUUACUCUGAUGCCCUCCUGGAGAGAGUGGAGCAGUUUGCUCCCAAAGUGUAACAAUGCUUUCCUGACAACAUAAUAUAGGAAUAUUACAGACACUUUUGUGCUGACCUGAGUUUGAAUCAAGUCAUUUGUAUACAUCUUCGGGGAUAACUUUCAAGAAAUGUGAAACUCAUUAGGUAUUUUGAACUCCAUAUCAGUGCAUGCCAGGAGGAACAGUGCCACCCGGGAA
Haliotis rufescens (red abalone) is the source of this 1832-nucleotide messenger RNA. Its product is annotated as sperm-associated antigen 6. NCBI's taxonomy places the organism in Eukaryota, Metazoa, Mollusca, Gastropoda, Lepetellida, Haliotidae. The transcript has 9 exons. Gene Ontology annotation, molecular function: microtubule binding. Bases 131 to 1657 code for a protein of 508 amino acids. The record is from RefSeq and is a predicted model, not a curated record. Gene Ontology annotation, cellular component: microtubule cytoskeleton. Gene Ontology annotation, biological process: cilium movement.